AUGUGUAAGACAAAAGGCAUGAGUCAGAGUCCAAUCCCCAAAUUCUUCAAAGAUCUAAUCCCAACUCAAUUGCUUGUUAGCAGAGCUCAAUUAUGUGGCCAAGGUGCACGAUCUUGGGUAGGCUUCCAAAUCAAUUCCAGUUCGACUGAAACCAAGAGCAGGAAAGAGAGGGAAAAGGAAACGGAGCAGAUGAAGCUACGGGAGCGGCACCCGAGGGCCAUCACGAGCCGGAUGCUCGCCGGUCUCCAGCAGUACGGUAACUUCCCCCUCCCCUCGCGCGCCGACAUGAAUAACGUCAUCGCCGCACUGGCUCGGGAGGCAGGUUGGACGUUUAUACAAAAAUAA
Striga asiatica is the source of this 345-nucleotide messenger RNA. Lineage: Eukaryota; Viridiplantae; Streptophyta; Magnoliopsida; Lamiales; Orobanchaceae. The record is from the annotation of a GenBank genome assembly.